Cydia splendana is the source of this 4216-nucleotide messenger RNA. RefSeq names its product synapse-associated protein of 47 kDa (gene Sap47). Bases 225 to 1463 code for a protein of 412 amino acids. Gene Ontology annotation, cellular component: Golgi apparatus; synapse; nucleus. The transcript has 10 exons. The record is from RefSeq and is a predicted model, not a curated record. NCBI's taxonomy places the organism in Eukaryota, Metazoa, Arthropoda, Insecta, Lepidoptera, Tortricidae. Gene Ontology annotation, biological process: TORC2 signaling; regulation of short-term neuronal synaptic plasticity.
AAUCGUAAAACGUAUAGCGCAAAAGCGCAAGUUUUCAUGCGCAGUGAAAACCCGUCGAAUUUUCCUGGUCGAUCGUGGUUUCCUUUAGUUUUUCAGCUGAUCGCGCUUUCCACGGCCGUGUCGCAGACUGUCCCGGUGUGUCAUGUGCGAAACUGUCGCAGCGUAGUGAAAUAGUCGAGUGUUUGUGAAUUGUGUAGUUUUCGGGUUAGCUAGUGGCAGUGAAAAUGUUUUCAGGACUUACUAAUCAGGUUAGUUCGUGGAUGGGGGCCGCGAAAGGGGAGCCCCAGGACGAGGAAGUCCCGACCCCCACGAAGGAAGCGACGGGGGAGCCGACGGCGGAAGGCGAAAGACAGAGCCCAACAAAAGGAGCCAGCAAACUCGAGCUCCUCACAAACGUACAAUCCAAAAUGACUGGCUGGCUCGGAUCCGGAAUCCCGAUCCCUGGGCUCCGGAAAAACGAGGCCCCCACCGACGCCGCCGAGCCGGCUCCGGAGCCCGCAGAGCCCGCGGAGCCCAAGCCAGAGAAGGACGAUGAUGAUAACUCUAGGUAUAAUAGCGCUACCGGAGGCGCAGACAGCAGACCCGGGUCCACAGGCGGCACUCCUACCGAGGAGCAGCCUCAGGGCGUUGGUAAUGAAACCUCCGGCAAAAAGUUGUUGUUAAUUGACGCCAUCGAAGUACCUGAUAUGCAGGAGCUGACGACGAAGGCCGUGGCCGGGGCCAAGUCCCUCGGGAACUUCCUGUAUUCGGCCGUCAACAAGGCGGGAGCCAAGGUCAGCGAGGCCAGCGCCAAGAUCAAGAAGACCGUCGAGGAAAACAGCAUCUUGGGCGAGUUCAACAAGGAGCAAGACGCGUUCAUCAAGGGGCAGGCGGGCGCCGGCGCCGCGGCCGUCGCGCCGUGGGUCGGAGCACCCAACGAGGCCGCGCUCAAGGAGGAGUGCCUCUCGUUGUCCACUGACCGAAGGAACUUCGUGCGCGCGCCACCCGCCGGCGUGGAGUUCGAGUUCGACUACGACAAGAUGUACCCUGUGGCCACCGCCAUCAUGGCCGAGGACCCCAACCUCGAAAAGAUGCGCUUCGACCUCGUGCCUAAAGUCAUCACGGAGGAGAACUUCUGGCGGAACUACUUCUACCGCCUGUCCCUGAUCUGCCAGGCCAACGAGGCGGACGCGGUGGCCGCCGGCUCUCGUCAGGCCAGCGCCGAUGACUCCCAGGACGACAAAUCCUCCAGCAACGAGCUGAUAGUGAAAGAGAAAUCCUCUCAGGAGUCGAUCGAAGACGCCAAGCAGCGAAUAAAGUCGCUCAAAGUCGAUAGAGAAAACGACGACGAGCAAUGGGAGAAAGAGUUAGAAGCCGAGCUGAACGAGUACGAGGUGGUGGCCGGGGCAGGCAAGCUGGACGACAAGCAGUGGGACGAGAAGGAGUGUGCAGACCUGCUGGGCGACGCUGAGGACCUCAAAUAGAAAAUAAGAGGUGUUUUAGGAGUUAUUAUUGUGCAGGGGUCUCCAAAUUUUAGAGGGCCACGAAGCCUUCGGUCCUUCAUUAUGCUGGAGGGCCUGGAGGUCUUCAAAUUUUACUUGAGGGCCGGAUUGUAAGGCCCUUUGGCUCUCUGUUUUUUUAACGUGGGUGUGGGUGUAAGUAGUUUGGAGACCUCUGUUAUUAGUGUCCGACCAAGGUUCGGUUUUGGCAGGUUUCGGCAUAGAAAACAUGUUUCGGCCUAAUCUUUCGGCAAAAAAAAUUGUCUUUGGUCAGACACUAUCUCUUAUACAGUAUCGUGAAUCGUGAGAGUCCGAAAUACCUAAACUGUAUAGACAAAGUGUUAGGGACCGUUUACAUCGGUAUUUAAUCCCUCGUUUCCAAAUGGAUCAGCAAAGGGAAUAAAAAUUCAAUUCUAAAUUUUAAACUCUUCAACGUUUUUUGCCUGGCAAUUUUCGGUCCUUAGCAGUUCUGCCCUGUUUCGGCAAAACAGCGUAUCUAUUAUCUGUCAAGCCGUUUCCAUCAGUAGAAAAAUGCGGCAUAUUAAAAAAAAUGUAGGCACCAAGGCCUAUCGUCCCAUAGAAAAUUAGAAAUUCGGCGCUUUUUCUACUGACAAAGUUAGGGCUGGCUAUAGAUAGUUUUUUUUGCCGUAACAGGGCAGCAGAGUGCCAGCCAGUUGAGUUAUCUUUGGCUCUAUCGUGUCUUCCGUAUUAGGCAAGACUGGGAGCUGGACAAUUUGUAAAUUAAAAAGAAAAGCAUAAUAAAAUAAACAUCAAAGGUCCUGUGCCUUUGUGAGCGGUCUUUGUUCUUUAAAUUCGGUAGAUUCCAUGGAUUAAUAAACCUACGCACUUAUUCAAGUGUUUGGAAAAUCGUGAUUUUCAUAUUAACGGUGUAGAAAGUAUUUUCGAGCGGCAAAAUACUUGAUUGUUACAGUAUUUUGAUGAUCUGGAUCUCGAUAAAAUUAAUAAAUACAAUAUGACUUUUAAUAUGAAAAUCAUAUACUUAAAAUAAGUAAAAUUAUACAAGCUUCAGAUGAGCUCAAUUUUAUUCUUAUGAUGAGAGUUACAUGUAAUACUAAGGUGCAUUGUUGCAUUUAACUAAGCUAGGCGUUGAUGACAAUUAUAGAUUAUUAUAUAAAUACCAAGCUUGUGAAUGCCUAAAUCUCAGUCUGCUCCUAUUUUUUUUUCCUGUAAUAUUUUCUGGGGAGACACAUAAAAAAAUACAAUAAAUAUAAACAAACUAAAGGCAUUAUUAGGAUUUCUGAAAAUGAGACACGCAAUUGUGACGGCAAAUAUUAAAUAAAUAUUAUUUUAACAAAUCUUGAUCUAAUCUUGUAAACUUGGAUUUAUUAUUGAUCGUAGAAAGUCUUCCUCCGUCUACGGGAUUAAAACCCGAUUCGUUAAAAUAAAAAAAGUAGGUAAGUAUGUUAUAAUAAACUUUCCCCCCAUUUUAUUGUUCCCCUAACGCUGCGUCUUACGUAAGCGAACAACUCGCGAACGCGACGCGGCGCGGCGCGGCGGGCCCAAGGCAUUCGCGUUCGCGACGAGAUCGCCCACGUAGGACACUUCUAUAGAUAUCAAAGGUGAUUCACCCCGCGCCGCAUCGCUUCGCUUCGCGUUCGCGUGUUGUUCGCCUACGUAGUACGCUGCGUAAAUGAAAAUUGGCAACUUAUGUUAAUAUUACGUUAUACUUAUAAUACAUACUAAUAAAUGUUUUGCUUAGUAAUGACACUUGUAUUUGAAAUAAUCGCUAGUUCAGUAGUGUCGGAUACAUGUGUUGGUAUGUGUAAGGUUUUAUAUUCAUAGUGAAAUUAAAUACACCAAAAUGUAAGUUUACUUUUUAACAGCCCAGGUGUGAUUAUAACAUUAAUUUUACUUUGUGUCUGUAACCACGUUGAAUUUUGUGGAAUAUUCAUUUGAAAUUUGGUAACUUCUAAGAAAUAACUUUAAUGAAUAUUUUCAGGAAAAAUGUGUAAAAAAAAAAUCCGGUACGUUCUUCUUAGAAUUACGAACACAACUGAUUAAAAUAAUUUGUUAAAAAGUUUGAUUUACUGCGAUUAUUUGCGAUACCUUCACAAACAUUUUGUAUGGGCCGUCACAAAUUUGAGUCUUACAUUCGGACCCGGAAAAUAUUCGGAGAAAAACCCAACAUGUACAUUUAAAAAAAGUUACAUUUUAUUUUUGAAAUCCCCAUUUUAAUGCUUCGUACUGCCGCGUUUUUACCAAUUUUCUUCAUUAACUAUGAUGAUUGUUCUAAAUAUGUAUAGCAUUUGCAGAAUAAACUUAAUAUUAGCUUUGAUAUAUCGUUUGCAUAUAUGUUUAAUGUUUAUAUUUAGGUUAUAUAACUUAAUACAUGUUUACCUACUGAGUGGGUUGACUAAAAAAGUGGUUAGGUACCUAUAUACCUACUCAAUUAUCGACUUUAUUGUAAAUAUGUUUUAUACAAAGAUAAUGUUCAUUUUAGUAAACCUAGAGGAAAUAUUAUUUAUCUACCGAAGUGUACCUAAAGAGCCUUUUUAUUUUGUAUGCUUGCCUGUUUGUUUGUUUUAUUGAAUUUGCGAUUUUAUUUCAAAGUCUAUUUUAUAAAUUAGUAGUGUGCGAGUUUUAAAAUAUUGUUUACUUUUCGCUAAAAAUAAGUAAGUAAAUAUAAUUAUGCAUAGGCUGUUGCUAAGAUACUAUAAAUUUAUUCUCUUUUCGAUGUAAUAAACAUUCCUAUGUGAUUCAAUAAAAUUUCACCAAAA